GGGUGUCUCGGGAACCAGCUGGAAGCGAAGCUAGACAAGCCGGACGUGGUGAAUUGGAUGUGCUACCGCAAAACAGAGGACUAUUUCACUAUCUGGCUCAACCUCAACACCUUCCUGCCAGUGGGAGUUGACUGCUGGAUCGAUAACACCAGGGUCGUGUACAAUCGAACCUCUCGGAAAAUGUCCAAUGCCCCGGGGGUGCAUAUCCGUGUGCCCGGCUUCGGCAAGACCUAUUCCGUGGAAUACCUGGAUCAGAGCAAGCUGGCAGGUUACCUGCACACCCUUGUGCAGAACCUGGUAAACAACGGCUACGUGAGGGACCAUACGGUUCGGGCAGCCCCCUACGACUGGAGGGUCGGACCCCAGGAGCAGCCCGAAUACUUCCAGAACCUGAAGGCACUCAUCGAGGAGAUGCACGAUGAGUACCAACGACGCGUCUUCCUCAUCGCACACAGCAUGGGCAACCUGAACGUUCUCUACUUCCUGCUCCAGCAGACACAAGCCUGGAAAGAUCAGUACAUCGGGGGUUUCAUCUCCCUGGGUGCCCCCUGGGGAGGAUCCGUCAAGCCCCUGCGUAUCCUGGCGUCCGGUGACAACCAGGGCAUCCCACUCAUGUCCAACAUCAAGCUGCGUGAAGAGCAGCGCAUGACCACCACCAGCCCCUGGAUGUUCCCAACAAGCCUGGCCUGGCCCGAGACGCACAUUUUCAUCUCCACGCCCUCCUACAAUUACACCUACCGGGACUACCAACGCUUCUUCACCGACGUCAACUUGGAGGACGGCUGGUACAUGUGGGAGGACAUGAAGGACUUGCUGAAGGGCUUACCCCCUCCUGGGGUGGACAUCUAUUGCCUCUACGGCACAGGCUACCCCACCGUGGAGACUUACAUAUAUGACGAGCGUUUCCCUUAUGAGGACCCCGUGGACAUGAUUUACGGUGACGGGGACGACUCCGUCAACACGCGCAGUCUGGAGUUGUGCAAGCGCUGGCGCGACCAGCAAAAGCAGAAGGUGCAUGUUCAGGAGCUGCGAGGCGUCGACCACCUUAACAUGGUCUUCAGCAACCUGACGCUCAGUUCCAUCAACGAAAUCCUACUGGGGAGCCCGCAGGAGCAGGGGGAGCUGGGGCAGGUGAGAUCCAGCCCAAAGGCAGGGAAGAGGGGGAAGAUCCUACCUGGGCGCAACGUCCUUAAGGAGCCCAAGAAGAACUGA
Messenger RNA from Cariama cristata (Red-legged seriema), 1212 nucleotides. It is a transcript of the gene LCAT, whose product is annotated as lecithin-cholesterol acyltransferase. The transcript is spliced from 5 exons. NCBI's taxonomy places the organism in Eukaryota, Metazoa, Chordata, Aves, Cariamiformes, Cariamidae. Gene Ontology annotation, biological process: lipid metabolic process. Gene Ontology annotation, molecular function: phosphatidylcholine-sterol O-acyltransferase activity. The coding region runs from base 58 to 1212 and encodes 384 amino acids. The record is from RefSeq and is a predicted model, not a curated record.